Molecule: messenger RNA, 1602 nt
Organism: Penicillium chermesinum
Lineage: Eukaryota; Fungi; Ascomycota; Eurotiomycetes; Eurotiales; Aspergillaceae
Product: amino acid permease
Exons: 4
Coding region: 1-1602 (533 amino acids)
Biological process (GO): amino acid transmembrane transport
Cellular component (GO): membrane
Molecular function (GO): amino acid transmembrane transporter activity
Source: RefSeq, a predicted model, not a curated record
AUGGCUUCGCCAGAUACUGAGAAGCAGCCGCACGCGGAGGAUAGGGGCGACUUCCAGGCGACUCCGCUGGUGAACGCUGACAAGCUGGCUCGCCGCUUGUCGGGGCGCCAGGUGCAGAUGAUCGCCAUCGGUGGCACGAUUGGAACUGGCCUGUUCCUCGGGACCGGUGAAUCUCUUGCUACGGGCGGUCCAGCUUCGAUGUUAAUCGCCUACGCUAUCUGCGGUGGCAUCGUCUUCGUCACGAUGCUCUGUCUGGGCGAGAUGGCGGCCUUUGUGCCUGUGGCUGGCUCCUUUUGUACCUUCGCAGGACGCUUCGUGGAUGAUGCGCUGGGCUUUGCCUUGACGUGGAACUAUUGGUUUAAUGAUGCAGUAUCCACGGCAUCUGAUAUUAUUGCUCUGCAGCUUCUAUUAAAGUAUUGGACUGAGAAUUUCCCCGGGUGGGCCAUCAGCCUGAUCUUCCUAGUUGUUGUCAUUGCACUGAAUCUCCUUUCCGUGCGUGUCUAUGGCGAAAUAGAAUAUAUUCUGAGCUUGCUGAAAGUCGUUACGAUUGUGAUCUUCAUCAUACUGGGCAUUGCCGUCAACGCCGGGGGCAAUAAAGAUCAUCGAUAUAUUGGAGGUCAAUACUGGACCAUAGGAGAUGCACCCUUUGUUGACGGUAUCGGCGGGUUCGCAUCGGUCUUCGUCACCGCCUCAUUUGCAUAUGGCGGCACCGAGUCCAUCGCAAUUACCGCUGGUGAGACUAAGAACCCAGCCAAGACCAUGCCCAAGGUCGUGCGAAAUGUCUUCUGGCGGAUUGUCCUUUUCUAUCUCCUGUCGAUCAUUAUCAUCGGUUUCAAUGUGCCCUACACAUACCCUGGAUUAUCAGACGGGAAUACGAAAACCAGCCCCUUCACCAUUGUCUUCCAGGAAGCCGGCAGUAACGCUGCGGGAAGCUUCAUCAACGCCGUGAUCAUGACCUCCGUCAUCUCUGCAUCCAACCACGCCCUCUUCGCCGGUACCCGACUUCUCUACUCCCUCGCGGUGGACGGCUACGCACCCCGCUUCUUCAGCAAGCUCAACCGAUUCCAGAUCCCCUGGAUCGCAGUGCUAGCCACCUCCGUCAUUAGCGGCCUCUGCUUUGGCGCAAGCUACAUCGGGGCCGGCCAGCUGUGGUCUUGGCUCCAGAACAUCGUCGGCGUCUCCAACCAACUCUCCUGGAUCUGCAUCUGCCUCGCGUCUCUUCGCUUCCGCGGGGCCAUCCGUGCGCAAGGCAUCGAGCAUCUUCUCCCCUUCAAGAACUGGACCUACCCCUACGGACCCGUCCUCGCCAUGGGCCUCAACAUUGUCCUCGUCCUUGUCCAAGGCUGGAAGUGCUUCAGCCCCGUCUUCAAGCGCGUCGAUUUCGUUUCAUACUACAUCGAGAUCCCCAUUAUGAUCGUGAUGUUUCUGGGCUGGAAACUGGUCAAGCGCACCCAUUUUGUCCGCUCGGCCGCGAUGGAUCUACACACCGAUCGCUACGAUGGCGGCGUGGACGAUGACCAUGUACCGGGGGAUGUCGUGGAGCCGGAGAAGAAGGGCUUUGUUGCUCAGUUGCAGCGCGUUGGGCAGUGGCUGUUUUUCUAA